AAAGAUAUGGAACUUGAAUUGACUCGUGUAGAUUACACGGUCGUAGGUUUGACGGCCUCCAGUUGUCUUCAACUAUUACCUGGAACCUCCAGCUCCGAUGGAUCUAAGGGCUCUCUGAAACAACAACAGAAGGUAGUUGUUGGCGAUCAGGAUGGAGUACUGCAGGUGUUCUCGAUGAAAAAAGAUGAGUUACAAAUUCAUUUCAAGACGCUUCCGCACGACAAAAUAGCGUCCGUCAAGCUAGGCGGACAGAUCGGCUCGGUGGCAGACAAAAUCUUUACCGCGUCGGAAAACAAAGUUCGAGGUUUUAACAAAAAAGGCAAAAUGUUUCUGGCCUUUGAAACCAAUCUUACGGAAAACAUCCGAUCGAUGUACGUAAGCGGAAGUGAUUUGUUGGUGUGCGGAAACCAUGUGUACAAUCACUACAAGGACUGCAAAGAAGUCGGAUCGUAUCUUUGUGGGGAUUCGAUCGUGGAUGUGGCCGCGCUUUGCCCGAACAACACAAGUCGUCUGAUUACGGUUCUGGCAUGUUCGGGUCGAGUGCUGCGUAUCCUAGAGCAUUCACGUGUUCGCCAAACCUUGGAGGUGGAUAGCGUACCAACGGUCCUGCAUGUCCCGAAAGGUCUUGGCGAUAGGAUACUGUGCGGUUUCGGUGAUGGAAAAGUUCUUCUGUUUCAUAUUAACCUACUGGUGACAGAAGUCAAACGAGAGGUAUUGGUCGAAGAUACGGAAAAUCUGAGUGCUGUAACCUGCGUCGCAACCUACGACCUAUCCGGAGAUGGGAAAGAUGAACUGAUCGUUGGUCGGCGAGAUGGUACACUUCAGGUGUUCACGAUGAACCUGGAUGAGUAUCAGUUUGAAAUGGAGUGUACCCAGAUAUACCGGGAACAUUUCAACGAAAGUAUUUCGUGCAUUCAGGGGGGAUGUGUAGGAGCUAACAAUUACUCGGAAGUGGUAGUUUGCACUUACUCUGGACGAGUAUUCGGAUUAACGACUCAGUGCAUCAGUAAGAGUUUAAGCGACAGUAAUAAACAGAUUUCGGCCAGCAUAAAUCCAGAUACCUCUUCGAAGCUGCAUAAGUUAAAGGCCGAAAUUUAUGAACUCGAACAGGCUAUUACGAGGGAACGGGAGCGUUAUCAGGUCUCGACCCAAGCGCUUUCAACAGGUUUGUCAGCAAUUCCAAUGCUACCGGUGAAUGAUUCAAUGAUUUUAUGUAAGGAGGAUGCAACCUAUGCACUAACUAUCGAGCUGCCCACUCCGAUCGAACAUGUAUUGCUGCAGUGUGAUGCCCCAAUUAAUUUGAUUGACGUGGAAAAGAACUCCGCAGUUGUUAGUUUCAGCGAGUGUGAUAAAAUGAGUGGAAACAGUUUACUUGCAAGCUAUCGCUGCCAAGCGAACACCAAUCGUGUGGAUUUGAAAUUUCGUACAGUUGAAGGUCAAAGUGGAACUUUACAGGUCUACAUAACUCCCAACUUGCAGCCAAAAUGUUGCCAACUGAAGCGCUAUCCGAUAAAACCACUAUCGUUGCACAUGAUCACGUACAACCUGCCGGAUGAAAUCAAAGCCCGCUCGAUGAAUGCCCUCAUCCUGAAGGGAGCUUUCAGCCAGGCCGAAAUGCAUAACUGGCUGCUGAACAGCAUCCCGGAGAUACCGGAGAAACUGUACGGCAAUGAGAAAACUCGGCUGGUUUUUCGGCAUGUUUUCGUUGGAACAGUUCUGAUUUGCGAGUACGGCAAAGCGGAAGCCAAUUUCCGCAGCGACAACAUUUCGACGAUUUCGAUCCUUAAAGAUUUCAUCACCAAGGAGGCUACGAAGAAGCGCAUCAAGUUGGAAAUUACUACUAAUUCUAAUGAACAUUCGAUUCCCGAAUUGAUAAAACUGAUCGAACCAAAGAUAGUACAUUACAACAAGCUCACGAAGGAUUAUCAGAUCCUGCAAGCGCUGGUUGAUCUGGACAUUCGUAACGACAAAGAAUUCAGUGCACUGUCGGAAGAAUAUCAAAACCUGUUGAGGAAUCAGAAACAGAUCGAGAGUGAGUUCAAAAAGCAACCAACCAUACUGAACCGUAUCUACGGUAUUCUAACCGAUUUGUACAUUGACAAGUUUAAGUUUAAAGGAGUAAAUGUAAAAACGAAGUUACCGCAGCUGAUUGAUUUGCUCGAAAACUAUAACUAUGAUGAGUUGGUGCAUUUCUACAGUGUCAUGAAAUCCGCUGAAGAUCAGGAGCCUUAG
Molecule: messenger RNA, 2232 nt
Organism: Sabethes cyaneus
Lineage: Eukaryota; Metazoa; Arthropoda; Insecta; Diptera; Culicidae
Product: Bardet-Biedl syndrome 7 protein homolog
Exons: 4
Coding region: 7-2232 (741 amino acids)
Biological process (GO): intracellular transport; intracellular protein localization; non-motile cilium assembly
Cellular component (GO): ciliary basal body; axoneme; neuron projection
Molecular function (GO): protein binding
Source: RefSeq, a predicted model, not a curated record